This is a messenger RNA of Branchiostoma belcheri (Belcher's lancelet), 8602 nucleotides long. Its product is annotated as IgGFc-binding protein-like. Bases 1 to 8385 code for a protein of 2794 amino acids. Gene Ontology annotation, cellular component: extracellular matrix. The record is from RefSeq and is a predicted model, not a curated record. The transcript is spliced from 57 exons. NCBI's taxonomy places the organism in Eukaryota, Metazoa, Chordata, Leptocardii, Amphioxiformes, Branchiostomatidae.
AUGGCUACGGUUGCCAAACCAGCGAGUCUCAACAAGAAGCCCGGGUUUCCUGCAAAGGUCUCUACAGGUCUGAAUGUCCGUGAUAACCGUGGUACGGAGUUCGUGGUGGUGUUUACGGAGAACAUGCUUCGUCAGCAGCACCCGCCUAAACUGUUCAUCACCGGCACCGUGAGCCACGACACCGCUGUGACUGUGGAGGCGCCGUUCAAGGCCUUCUCACAGUCUCUCACUGUCAAGUUCGGACAGGUGUCGAUAGUGGAGAUCCCUCGUGAGAUCGAGCUCCGCGGCACGACCAGGGCGUCUAAGGCUAUCCGCAUCACUUCUGACGCCGAGAUCGUGGUUUACGGAGUGUUCACGGAGCAGGCCUCCUCAGACGCCUUCCUCGCGUUGCCCGUCGAUGUUCUCGGUAACGAGUACUACACAGCUGGAUACCACCCAAGGAGCGAGCCGGCAGAGUUUGCUGUGGUGGGUAUAGAGGACGGGACGACCGUGACCAUCACAACAACCCAGAAGGUCAAGGGCAACAUUGACGGGCAGAAGUUCGACCGAGGGACCACCAGGAGCCUAACUCUCAACAGGAUGGAGGCUAUCCAGCUGCAGAGUGACCAGGACCUGACCGGAUCCCACAUCACGUCAGACAAGCCCGUGGCCGUCUUCAGCGGGAACAAAUUCACAAACAUUCCACAGAUCAGCGGGACAGGUGACCACCUUGUUGAGCAGAUUCCUCCCGUGAACACCUGGGGUAAGCGGUUCGUCACGGUGCCGCUGGAGGGCAGGACAGGCGGGGACAUCUUCCGCAUCGUCGCCGCUAAGGACAACACACAGGUCCAGUUCAGCGGCAGCCAAAGUCGCACCCUACAAGCCGGGGAAUUCUGGGAGCUGGACAUCCCAUCAGACGAGUAUCACGUGAUCGAAGGCUCUGAACCAAUCAUGGUGCUCCAGUUCAGCAAGACGGGGCGCAACGUUGACCGCACGGACACUGACCCCUUCAUGAUGUAUCUCCCGCCUGUCGAGCAGUUUGCCGCAGAUUACGCUUUUUCCACUGCUGACCUCAUUUCCGGAACAACCAAGAACUACGUCAGCAUCGUGCUAAGGACAGACGAGCUGGACGGGCUGCUAUUGGACGGAGGAAAACUCCCAGAAUCCACCACGUGGCACCCCAUCCCGGACACGGACCUGUCUGCUACUGGGCUGAUGGUCGCUCCCGGUACCCACACUCUCAAGCAUACCUCACCUAUCGUCACAUUUUCAGCCUUCAUGUACGGGUUCUCGUACCCGGAGUCCUACGGCUACCCCGGCGGUCUGCGAUUGGCUAAGAUCGCAGCUCCGUGUCAGGUGACCCAGCCGACGCCGGCUGACGGUGAGGAUAACGACUGUGAUGGGCGGAUUGAUGAGGAGCUGCCUAAUGGGAUAGAUGACGAUGGAGACGGUCGCAUUGAUGAGGACCUGGCAGCUGAUCCGUGCGCAGGAGACCCAUGUAAAAACGGUGGACUGUGCGUGGUGGACGGGAACCACUUCCGAUGCGAGUGUCAGCCUGGGUGGCAGGGGCCGAGCUGCAUAGACGUUGCCCCAUUCGAGGAUAUCUGUCUGGGGACCACAGCCUGUGCCCGAUCAGCUGGGGCGUCUUGUCGUGCCUGGGGAGACCCGCACUACAUCUCGUUUGACGGGACGAGGACAGACUUCAUGGGGACCUGCACCUACACACUGGCGGAGCGGACUGAGGAGCCGGCCUUCAGGGUUGCGGCAAAGAACGAGCACAGGAACGGUCGGAACCACGUGUCGUAUGUAGGCAGGGUGACUGUGGAGGUGUACGGACAGAAGAUCACCGUGUCAAGGAACAACCGGGUCGCGAUCAACGACAUCCCAGUGGCCCUCCCAGCAUGCAUCGGGAGCAAGGCCGGAGUGCGCAUGAGCGGAAGGGACGUCAUCAUCUACACGGACUUCUGCCUCCGGGUCACGUACGACGGGAACCACGAGGUCAACCUGGAAGUGCCGAACCACCUGAUUGACCAAUCACGAGGCAUGUGCGGCAACUUCAAUGGGGACCGCUCGGAUGAUCGACAGCUGCCGGACGGUAACCUAGCAACGAGCCAGGCAACGUUUGGAGACAGCUGGAAAGUGGGAGACAUCAUAGACGCAAGUUGCCCUGCUGAAGACACCCCGGAGAUAACCUUCGACCUAUCGCAAGUCGACGCCGGCCUGUUGCAGACAGUGGAGAGCACCGACCAGUGUGGAAUGAUGCUGGACCCUAGCGGACCUUUCGGGAACUGCCACGAGAUGGUCGACCCCAAAGACUACUACGACGCAUGCGUGUUUGACAUGGCCUCCCACGAGGGGACCCUUCCCGAGCUGCUUUGCGAGAACAUCCAGGCGUACUCCGACGCAUGCGUGGAUGAGGGGGUGCCUCAGCCGAGCUGGAGGACUGACUCCUUCUGUCCGAUGCGAUGCCCUCCGAUGUCCGAGUACGCGCCCUGCGUGAGCGCCUGCCCGGCCACCUGUGCGGACCUGCAGGCGGAAGAGAAGUGCAGCCCGGCCGAGCCGUGUGUGGAGGGCUGCCGGUGUCUGGACGGGUUCGUCCUGAGUGGGGAGAUCUGUGUGCCAGCCGAGCAGUGCGGGUGCUGGACGAACGGCAGGUACCACAGGCUGAACGACGAGUGGUCCGAAGGAGACCAGCAGUGUACGUGUGAACAGCCCGGAGACAUCAGGUGUGUGCAGGCCGCCUGCCCGCCGGGGUCUCAUUGGAAACUGGACGAGGGAUGCCAGCCGGAUGCCCCAUUGAUGGCUGACGACCCUGGCGCAAGCCAAGGGGUGACGGAGACCAACGAAUGUCUGGGAACACUUUUCUGUCCCUCAGAAUCCAGCAACUGCACGGCAUGGGGAGAUCCGCACUACAUCACGUUCGACGGGAGGAAGUACAACUUUAUGGGGAAGUGCAAGUACGUCAUGGUGCAACACCGUGAUUUCCGCGUGGCGGCGCGCAACGCGCAGCACAACAGCAACGCCAGGGUGUCCAUGGUGGAUGUGGUAGAGCUGAACCUGUACGGACACAAAGUAGAGAUUCUCCAGGGCCUUCUGGUCAAGGUUGACGGCGUUCUCCGGACCUUGCCGAUCUGUAUCGAGGGAAGGGUGUCCAUCCAGCUGAGCGGGAAGUAUGUAGUCAUCACCACAGACAUGUGCUUCAGCAUGGCGUUCGACGGAGACAACCGCCUGGUCAUCAACCUGCCGGACAUCUAUGGUGACGAGGUUGAGGGGAUGUGCGGUGACUACAACGGAAAUGGGGAUGACGACAACAAGAUGCCGGGCGGCGGCCUUGCAAGGGAUGCUCUGGAGCUCGGAAACUCCUGGGUCGCUCCGGACGAUACUAGCUGCCCUGCUAUCACCCCGGAGGAGACCUUUGACCUGACCGAGGCUGACCCCGCUCUAGUCCAGCAGUAUGAGGACGUGCAUCUCUGUGGACAGCUGACGGACAUCACGGGCGUCUUCCGGGACUGCAUCAAGGUGAUUGACCCUGAGGAGUAUUUCGGCGCAUGCGUGUACGACCUUGCGGCGAAUGGUGGAGACCAGACGAACCUGUGUCACAACCUGCAGGCCUACGCCGACGCAUGCGCAGCUGCGGGGCUGGAGCCGCCAAAGUGGCGAAGAGACGACCUCUGCCCGCUGAGGUGCCCACCCAACAGCGAGUACUCUUCCUGCAUGACUCCCUGCCCACGCACAUGCGCAGAGCCGAACGCUCCAGAGACCUGCAGGGGCGCAUGCGUGGAAGGGUGCCGGUGCGAGAUCGGUUACCUGCUGAGCGGAGACCGGUGCGUUCCCAUGAGCGACUGCGGCUGCGUCAGGGGAGGCAGCUACUACAAGCUUGAUGAGAAGUUUGUAUUGGGAGACGAGGAGUGCACCUGUCUGGCCGGGGAUGAGGUCAUGUGUGCCAAGAUCGCCUGUCCGCACGGACAAACAUGGACCCUGAAGAACGGACAUUGGUCCUGUCAGCCUGAUGUCAGCCCAGUUAUGGACGACAGUGCCGUUGCUCCCCAACAGGCACAGUGUGACUUCGCCUGCCCACGCAGCGAGGGAACGUGCAAGGCUUGGGGAGACCCUCACUACACCACGUUCGACAACCUGAAGUUCAACUUCAUGGGCGCCUGUACCUACACACUCGCACAGUACACACAGGGGCAGAGAGCCUUCCACGUGGCAGCUAAGAACGAACACCGUGGUAACAACGACAGGGUGACUUUUGUGGAGAAGGUUUAUGUUGAUGUUUACGGUCACCGCAUCACACUGGAGAAGGGACACAAAGUCUAUGUUGACGGUGUGAUGAGGAAUGUCCCCGUCUGUUUGCCAGAAGGCAUCACCAUUAAAAAGAGCGGCAGGUGGACCGUAUUGGAGACAAACUUCUGUCUGGAAGUCAAGUAUGACGGAGACAAGAAGGUGGAUGUGGGACUCCGCAACGCUAUGAUGAACCAGGUUAGCGGCUUGUGUGGCGACUUUAACGGCGAGAAGGACGACGACAAAGUCAAGAAAGACGGCAGCCUGACUACCAACAUUCGGGAGUUCGCCGAGAGCUGGGUCACGGAGGACGACCCCUACUGCCUUCCAGACGAAGUUGCCGCAGAAUUCGACCUAGCCCAAGCCGACCAAGCCCUUCUUCAGGACGUAGAAAGCGUGACCAACUGCGGAAGACUGACCGACACGGCCGGAAGCUUCGGGCAGUGCGCGCGGUCCGUGGAGCCGGCCGGGUUCUUCGACUCUUGUGUUUACGACAUGGCUGCGUUUGGAGGGGAGAGGGACAUGCUGUGUCAGAGCCUGCAGGCCUACGCCGACGCGUGUGCGGAGAACGGCAUCAUGGUGGCCACAUGGAGGAACGAGUCCUUCUGCCCCCUGAUGUGCCCGCCCAACAGCCGCUACACGCCCUGUUCCUCCGCCUGUCCCGCCACCUGCUCAGACAUGGACGCACCCCGACUCUGCCCGCACGCAUGCGUGGAAGGCUGCGAGUGCGAGGAAGGCUUCGUGCUGAGCGGACAGGACUGCGUUCCCGUCGAGCAGUGCGGCUGCACCAUGUUUGGGAACUAUUAUCAGCUUGGAGAAGAGUGGGGAGAGGAGGGAAACCGGCGGUGCAUCUGCGGGGAGAAUAACGAGAUCCAGUGCGCGGUGGUGGAGUGUGCUCCCGGGACCUCCUGGUACGUCCAGGACGGCAGGCUGGGCUGCCACGCAAUGUUGCCUGAGCCUAUGACAAAGUGCCCUGACGGCUGGCUGACGCAUGCCGGCUCCUGCUACAAGUACGUGGUGGGCGAGACCACCUGGCACGACGCGCGGCAGGACUGUCUGCAGAGCGGAGGCGACCUGGUCAGCAUCAACUCACAGGAGGAAUGGACCUGGGUGCUCGCCCAGAAGCCUGACGGGAAAUACUGGAUCGGUUUCCAUGACAACGGCAAGGAGGGUUCUUUCGAAUGGAGCGAUGGAAGCCCCGUGAUGGUCACAUACUGGGGUGCAGGUGAGCCUAAUGACCAGAUUGACGAAGACUGUACAGAGAUCAUCGGGGACACGUGGAACGACCAAAGCUGCACAGACACCAUCAACUACAUCUGUGAGAUCACUGUUGGUGAAGCCCUUGACGCCCGUGAGUGUCCGGACGGCUAUCACGAGUUUAACGCGCAGUGCUACAUGUUCUCCGCCAACAAGAUGGCGUACCACGACGCAGAGAAGAACUGUCUUGACCAGGGGGCGACUCUGGCUGUCAUCAAGGAUCAGUUCACCCACAACUACCUGGUGACUCACAUCCGGAACACGGUGGACGAAUCUCAUUGGUUCGGGCUGAAUGACAGACAGACGGAGGGAACGUGGGCGUGGCCUGAUGGUGGCGCACUCGGAGACUUCAACGUCUGGCACUCGAGGGAGCCUAACAGUGCAGGAGAUGAAGACUGUGGAGAACUGAGGAAGGUUUAUGCCUAUGACUGGAACGACUUGAGCUGCACAGCCCAGCAGCACUACAUCUGCCAACUCAAUGCUCCCACAGCUAUUGUCCACGUGCCGAGUGCUGAUGACGCUGCGCUGAUGACAGACCCACUGGAGGUGGCCAUGCACGACCUGUGUAUGGACGAACCACUCUGCCCCACAGAAGGAGUAGGGGAAUGCCGAGCGUGGGGCGACCCUCACUACAUCUCGUUUGACGGCAGGAGGACGGACUUCCAGGGCAUCUGCACCUACGUGCUGGCGGAGAGCACCACGGGAACGCACUUCCGCGUCUCCGCCAAGAACGAACAUCGCCACAACAACCGGGUGUCCUUCGUCAGCCGGGUGGACGUGGAGGUGUACGGGCACAAGGUGUCUUUGGAGAAGGGCAAGAAGGUUAAGGUUGACGGUAUCCAGCGCACCUUGCCAGUGUGCCUGGGCCGAGCUGUGGUGAAGCUGAGUGGCAACAACCUGGUCUUCUACACCGACUUCUGCCUCAAGGUCAUCUACAAUGGCAACGCACUGGUGGAUGUCAAGAUCCCGUCGAUAUUCAGCGGCCAGACGAAGGGUGUCUGCGGCAACUUUAACGGACAGCAAGACGACGACAGAGUCUCUCCCCUGGGCAUGGCCACCACAGGAGUGGUGGAGUUUGGGGAAAGCUGGAGGACCCAUGAUGAUCCCAGUUGUCCGUUGGCUCCAGAGCUACCAGAAGACCCUGCCCAUGUGAACCAGGCCCUUGUACAGGAGGUGGAGAGUGUCACUAACUGCGGACAACUCACUGACGGCAGGGGAAUGUUCGGCGCCUGCUUCUCAGUGGUGGAUCCAUCUAAUUACUUCGAUGCAUGCAAAUACGAUAUGUUGAUGUUCGACGGCAGCCAGGCUCUGAUGUGUGAAAACCUGGAGGCUUAUGCCGAGGCAUGCGCACAAGCAGGCAUCCCGAUCACUGGAUGGAGAACUGAGCACAUGUGUCCCCUGAUGUGCCCGCCCAACAGCCACUACAGUCCCUGCACCUCCGCCUGUCCCGCCAUGUGUACGGACCUCAAUGCGCCUGCGCGCUGUAACAGCCCCUGUCUGGAGGGGUGCGAGUGUGACGAGGGUUACGUCAUGAGUGGUGACGCAUGCGUACCAAAGGAUCAGUGUGGCUGCGUUCAUAACGGCAACUAUUAUGCUUUGGCUGAAGAGUGGGGAGAAGGUGACAACAGGAUGUGCAAGUGUCACCUCGGGAAUGAGGUACAGUGUAUCGAGGUGGCCUGCGCACAGAACGAGCACUGGGCAGUCGUGGACGGAGAACUGGCCUGCUACAACCUGGAGCCCCUGUGUAAGAGCAGGUUCACAGGCACCAGUAAACAGUACCGCUGGGACGUGGGCCGGCUGAACACCAACACCUUCACGUUUGAGGUGAAGGCCAGGGGAGACGCACAUCUGUCCCUCUCACCGGCUAACAGGGACAUGGACGAUGUUUACGAGAUCGUGCUUGGUAGCCAUGGCAACUCGCGGAACUCGAUCCGGCGGAGGGCGGACGGUGAGGACCUGGUUGUGCUGCAGGAGCAUGGCGUCGUCACGGCCCGGAGGUUUCGCAAGUUCUGGGUCUCCAUCGAGAACGGGCGCAUCGCUAUCGGAAGCUACAUGGGCCCCGCCUUCAUGGAAUGGACUGAUCCGAACCCUCUGGCUGCCAGGUAUGUGGGGUACACCACUGCAGAGGGCAACACCGGGGAGUGGCGCUUCUGUGAUAUGGACAACAGUGCGUUCCAGGCCGGUGACGAGGUGGUGGACCUGGUCGACCCUAUCGAGCCAAACGGGGAGAUUUUCCUGCCCCUGCCUGACGGUGUGCAGAGCGACGUGCCCAUGCUCACGCCUAACGACAUCCUGGCUGAGUCCAUGAACACCGUGGCCAUUGAACAGGCUACCUGUCACUCUGUGGGAGACCCUCACUACAGGACUUUCGACGGAAAGUACUACAGUUUCAGUGGGAACUGUUCCUACACUCUGGUGCAGAGUCUGAAGCUUGGUGAAGAUUUCAGCGUGGCGACUGACAACAGGAUGGGCUGUGCCCUCCUUGGUAACAUGGAUGAGGCCUGCACCAGGAGUGUUACUGUGCGUGUGAACGGGAACGAGCUGCGUCUGGGCCGGAACUACGUCGUCACGAUGAACGGUGACGCCAUCACCCUCCCCUACACCGGACACGGCUUCUACAUGGAGAAGAUCCCCAACUCUCAGUUCCAGAGGAUCUUCCUGGACAAUGGUUUUACCGUCCUGUGGGACUCCCUCACCCGUGUGUACGUCUCUGCACCCGAGUCCUACAUGGCGAAGACUGCUGGACUGUGUGGCACCUACACACUGAACCAAGAGGAUGACUUCCAGGAUCCAAACGGCCGUCUGCGUGGCUCAGUGGAGUCCUUCGUGCCCCACUGGAAGACUGACCCCGACUGUGUGGACUAACACCCUAACCCUGAACAAGACAAAACCAACUUCUGACACAGAUGGAACUCCCAUUGCUGUAGCCUUCUCUGUUGCUUUGCUUUAGUGCAAUUAAGUUAGAUUAUAUAAGUACAUAGACCUAUUUCUGCACUUCUAACAUUACUUACUUACUUACUUAGUCCUCUUUUAACAUUACAUACUUACUUAGUCCUCUUUUAACAUUACAUACUUACUUACU